Messenger RNA from Arabidopsis thaliana (thale cress), 1373 nucleotides. RefSeq names its product xyloglucan endotransglycosylase 6 (gene XTR6). The transcript is spliced from 3 exons. Gene Ontology annotation, cellular component: apoplast. Gene Ontology annotation, molecular function: xyloglucan:xyloglucosyl transferase activity; hydrolase activity, hydrolyzing O-glycosyl compounds. Bases 301 to 1161 code for a protein of 286 amino acids. Lineage: Eukaryota; Viridiplantae; Streptophyta; Magnoliopsida; Brassicales; Brassicaceae. The record is from RefSeq and is marked reviewed. Gene Ontology annotation, biological process: xyloglucan metabolic process; cell wall biogenesis; glucan metabolic process.
AUCUUAGCUGUGUUCCAUACGCCCAUCUAGAAAAAGCGACGAUGGUCAAGAUUAAAUAACUGUAUUUGAAAAACCAAAACCGCGUCACCAACUCCAAAGCCAUUACCAUUAGCCAUCACUUUCCAUCUUCCAGCUGUUCGAAUCAGGACGCCCCUUUUUCUUCACCAAACCCAUCGGCCGAUAACGAACCUUCCUCUCUGACUGCCUCUGCUCUUACUAUAAAUACAACCAAUACGACCUCAUCCAAAACCCAACAAACCUAAGCUCAAAGCCCACCAAAAAGAAAACAAUCACUUAGCAAUGGCGAUGAUCAGUUACUCCACCAUUGUGGUUGCUCUGCUUGCUUCUUUUAUGAUUUGCUCUGUUUCCGCCAAUUUUCAACGAGACGUAGAGAUAACUUGGGGAGACGGACGUGGACAGAUCACAAACAACGGCGAUCUUCUUACACUCUCUCUCGACAAAGCUUCAGGCUCAGGAUUCCAAUCCAAGAACGAAUAUUUGUUCGGUAAAAUCGACAUGCAGAUCAAACUCGUUGCCGGAAACUCCGCUGGAACUGUCACCGCUUACUAUUUGAAAUCCCCUGGAUCUACAUGGGACGAGAUUGACUUUGAGUUCUUGGGAAACCUAAGUGGUGAUCCUUACACACUUCAUACUAAUGUCUUUACGCAAGGAAAAGGCGAUAGAGAACAACAAUUCAAACUCUGGUUCGAUCCCACUAGUGAUUUCCACACUUACUCUAUCCUCUGGAACCCACAACGCAUCAUAUUCUCCGUGGAUGGAACUCCCAUAAGAGAAUUCAAGAACAUGGAAUCUCAAGGAACUCUGUUUCCUAAGAACCAGCCAAUGAGAAUGUACUCUAGUCUAUGGAACGCUGAAGAAUGGGCCACAAGGGGUGGUCUCGUCAAAACCGACUGGUCUAAAGCUCCCUUCACUGCUUCCUACCGCGGCUUCAACGAAGAAGCUUGCGUCGUGAUCAACGGCCAGUCUUCAUGCCCUAACGUGUCAGGACAAGGGAGUACUGGUUCGUGGUUGUCUCAGGAGCUAGACUCGACGGGUCAAGAACAGAUGAGAUGGGUACAGAAUAACUACAUGAUUUACAAUUACUGUACGGACGCUAAAAGGUUCCCUCAAGGUCUUCCACGCGAGUGCUUAGCUGCGUAAAGCUUUUAAACAAAUGAUCCAAAGCCAUGAAAAGUAAUACUAUUCUUUGAUUCAUCUUAUAAAGUAUCUGAUGUUUGGUUACAUCUGUUUUUUAUUUAUUCUAUGUAAGUAUAUUUGUAUUCGAAUAUUGAUCAAUCACUUUACCAAAAUAAAACAUUUGAACGUACGAUCAGAAAAGUUUAAGUCAUAGACCUCAACGAAAAGUAAAAACG